Messenger RNA from Ostertagia ostertagi, 1419 nucleotides. The record is from the annotation of a GenBank genome assembly. Lineage: Eukaryota; Metazoa; Nematoda; Chromadorea; Rhabditida; Trichostrongylidae.
GUAAACGGUGAAAUCUUGCAGAUAGGAAAGUCUCUGCGAGCCGAUGAAGAGCCAUCACCAGAGCUGUCAGCUUAUAAGCUGAGCGCAGGUUUCGCGAUUGGAUUGAUAUGUCUCGGUUUAGGUGAUGAAAUAGCAGCUGCCAGGCCACCAUUCAAACAACCACUUCCUUCAAUUCCUGAUCGACUGCUGGCGUUGAUGCUUGGUGGUCCCAGAGGUAACCAGUGCGUAUUUAUACAUCCCCAACUAAUCACCUGUCCGGACGUCAAUACUGCAACUCCUACUCCACCGCAAGAAAGCCGCUCGAAUCAUGUCAGGAUUCCGAGCAUUAUUCACGAAUACGCUCAAACGGUGCUGAAGUUCCCUUCAAAAGUCGAGGUGGAUAUCACUGACAAGGAAAUGGCCUACUGGGACGAAGUUGUGGAUACAGUCGCGAAGGUUUAUAACUCAUCGCGUUCUACAGAGUAUAUGGUGCAGUUUAUUCUCAAUCAACUAGCUCACAUUUUAGAGUGCUCACAUGUGAAUCUAGAUCUUUCUUUAAAAUUUCUAUGUUAUAAAGUUCUUUUUUUCGAAUUUUCAUGUAAAACUUUGCAGGUCUACCUUUAUGCGAUGACGGCUGCGUGCUUCGCAAUGGCGCUCAAAAACCAGUGCGUAUUUAUACAUCCCCAACUAAUCACCUGUCCGGACGUCAAUACUGCAACUCCUACUCCACCGCAAGAAAGCCGCUCGAAUCAUGUCAGGGAGGGCCCGAACGUGAACGUACACAUGACAGCUCAUCCAGCCACCAUUGCCCUAGGAUUGAUGUACAUGCGAACGGGUAACACGGCGAUUGCGAGAGAACUGGAGUUACCUGCCACGAUAUCGAUGCUGGAGGAAAUUCGGCCUGACGUGAUUCCGAGCAUUAUUCACGAAUACGCUCAAACGGUGCUGAAGUUCCCUUCAAAAGUCGAGGUGGAUAUCACUGACAAGGAAAUGGCCUACUGGGACGAAGUUGUGGAUAGGGAGACAGUCGCGGAGGUCUACCUUUAUGCGAUGACGGCUGCGUGCUUCGCAAUGGCGCUCAAGUACAGCGGCACGAUAGGAGAAAAACAGGAGAAUGAGGAGAGAAUGCAGUUUUUGAUGCACGAUUUCAAUAUAGAAAGCAUUGACUGGCCAGCAAGACAUAUGAUACGAGCUGCAAACAGAAGCGUCGUGAACCUGUGCGCGGAUAUGAUGCUUUUGAGCAUGGCUAUACUGAAUGUUGGGCGCGGAAAGAUAGAGACAAUACGAUUUGCCCGUUAUCGUCGAUCGCAUGACUACGAGCUGUCCUAUUGGUCUCACCAUCCGUGGAAAUUUCAUGAAGAGAUGUCCGUACAUCGAGCGUUGGCGAUGCUCUUCCUCGGAGAGGGACGGUUAGUCGACAAACUACAAGAUUGGCAGUAG